AUGGAUGUACCAAACAAUUUAAAGCUAGUCGUUGAAAAAGUGGAAGAGACUCAUAAUGACUACCUCUGUGAUUUUAAACAUUCUCUGAGGGUGUCUGAUAAUAAUACAUAUUGUUACAGUUACAAUGUAACUAUUCUUGUAAAACUUGAAAAUGUUUACAUCAGCUAUUCAGUUGAUCUUCCAAAUUCUAAUGGAAAAAUUGUUCCUUUCAUCAAGAAGGCUACAAUUGACAUAUGCAAAUUUUACCAAAAUCAUAAAGGAAACAAAUUGCUAAACUGGUUUUAUAAAAAGAAUACUUCUGGAGUGAGAAACCUCCCAACUUCUUGUCCAAUCGAACCAGGAAAUAUAUCCUUAGAGGAUUUGGCGAUAGAUGAAAGUUUCUUGGCAUACGCAGUUGCACGAUCGAAAUUGUUCAUAACAAUCGAAUUCAGUACGAAAAUAAAUGGAAAAAUGGUCAUUGACUUUUGCAUCAGCAUUGUAAUGAGUUUAUUUAAAAUAGAUUUGAUGUUUGUAUGUUUGAACAAUAAAGUGUGA
This is a messenger RNA of Clunio marinus, 534 nucleotides long. The record is from the annotation of a GenBank genome assembly. NCBI's taxonomy places the organism in Eukaryota, Metazoa, Arthropoda, Insecta, Diptera, Chironomidae.